This is a messenger RNA of Lutzomyia longipalpis, 1851 nucleotides long. Its product is annotated as leucine-rich repeat-containing G-protein coupled receptor 5-like. The transcript has 2 exons. The record is from RefSeq and is a predicted model, not a curated record. Gene Ontology annotation, cellular component: plasma membrane. Gene Ontology annotation, molecular function: protein binding. NCBI's taxonomy places the organism in Eukaryota, Metazoa, Arthropoda, Insecta, Diptera, Psychodidae. Bases 105 to 1673 code for a protein of 522 amino acids.
UAAAUGAAAAUUUAGUUACUACGUUUAGUUGCAAUUGAUAUUUCUGCGAGUGCUGUUCAUUGAAAAGGAGGAAAAGUUGUAUUUGAUUUUUUUAAUAAGUAAAAAUGCAGUUUCUUGGGUGUUGUUUGGCAGCCAUUCUUCUUAUUGCAAGUGCAUUAGCUCAAAAUAUUAAGAAUAAAAAUGUACAUUGCGAUGAAAUGAACAAUUUUGAGAAGCAAGUGUUUCGUCCAAAAUAUGGAGGUUAUAACUACGAAGUGCAUACAGAAUGUGUUAUACGAUACUACCUUUUGGACAAUGAACACGACUACUACCUGAAUUAUGGCAUUGAAAUUACGGAUUUAAAAAUCGAAGAAUCAACCGUUGACAGUUUACCAUUAAGUUUGCUGAAUCAAUUAACUAACUUAAAAGGAAUUUCAAUAACAAAUUCAAAUUUAACAUAUGUGGAUAAAUUAAGUUUGAAUGGCCUGAAACAUUUAGAUUUUACUUCUAAUGAAAUAAACAGCUUGGAUUUGAUGGCAUUUGAUGAAUGUCCUAAAUUAGAAAAUAUCGAUUUGUCAAAGAAUAAAAUUCAAAAUAUAUCUACGUCUCAAUUUAGUCUAAACAGAGAGCUUAAAAAAUUAAAUUUAUCAAAUAAUUUGUUAGAAGAAAUCGAUCUUGCUUUACAUUAUUCAUUGGAUUCCUUUGAUCUUGCUAAUAAUCAAUUAAGAAGCUUUAAUCUCGAUCUAAGUCCAACAAAAAUACAUAAUCUUAAUGUUAGUUUUAAUGCACUGACUUCAUUAAAACUAACUAAAUCUUCUGUAGAAAUAAAUGCAGAAUCUAAUGAAAUUUCAAAAGUAGAAUUUCUUUCUCUUACUCUAUGUUCUUCGUUAUUAAAAUUGAAUCUCAAUAAAAAUAAAUUAGGAAGUGAUUUGGGAGACAUUUGCAAAUGUACUAAUCUGGAAAUUCUUAUGCUCAAUUUCAAUAAUAUUGAUAACAUUAGCUCGUGUUUCUCUCAAAUGACAAAAUUAAAAACACUCAGCCUGAGAAAUAAUCAAAUCCACUAUUUAAAUCACGAUAGUUUCCACGCGGAAAAUAAAAUUGAACAUUUAGAUUUGUCUUUCAAUCAGAUUGAAAUAGUUGAUGAGUACACAAUGUCAAUUUUUUCUCAACUAAAAUAUUUAUACUUGAAUGGAAAUCAAAUUUCGAAUUUUAUGUUAAUCCCAAAAUUAUAUAUGCCAUCCCUUGAAGUAGUGGGUUUAUCCCACAACAAAUUGAGGUGCUCCACUCUCUUUACAUUAAUGAAAAAUUUCAAAAUGAAUGGUUUGGCUAUAAAUCGCGAUAGAACAGUGCCUGUGAACACAACAAAUAUCGAUGGGAUUUCAUGCUAUCAAAAUCACGAAGGAGAAUUGUUAAAAAGUCAAAAUAAUCUUGAAACUAUUUUGAAGCAGAGUACAAAAGAAGAUAUAAAUUUUAUUCUGAAGAAAAUUAACACAUUGGAAGACAAGCUGGUUAAUAUUUUUGCUUUUAAAAGAAAUAUUGAGGAAUCUGUGAAGAUGAAUACACAAGGAGUUAAUGAAAAUAAAGACCGAUUGAAUCAACAUGAAGAAAAAAUUGAAGAUUUAAAAGAAAUGCAUAGGAAAGAUGAUCCACCUAAGGUUAUGGAAGCAGUUACUGAGGAAUCUAUUGAAUACUAAUAUUGCUUUACAAUCGGUGCAAAUUUUAAUUAAUAAAUUAGUUCAAGAUUCAAGUUAGUUAUAUCGCUAUCUUACAAGACCAAAAUAUUUUUAGCAUCAAAUAUAUUAAUGUAAUAUGAAGUAAACCAUGUAAAAAAAUACUAAAAUAAAACUUUCGAAUUUGUUUUACAAUGCAUAA